UCCGCCAACGCAGCUCUGUUCCGAGGUUCUCAGCUCGCUCCAUCGUCAACGAAAAGCUGUUGAAUUCAAGAAGAAAUGGCAUCAAAUGCAGCAGUGCCAUUCUGGCGUGCAGCAGGGAUGACAUAUAUUACAUAUUCAAACAUAUGUGCGAAUCUUGUUAGGAACUGUCUCAAGGAACCCUACAAGACUGAAGCCCUUACUCGUGAGAAGGUCCAUUUUGCCAUCUCCAAGUGGGCUGAUGGGAAGCCUGAAAAGCCCACUAUCCGCUCAGAUACAACAGAUGAAUGAGCUGUGAGUUCCAUCAUCCAAAUCUCCCUAAAUGGCAAUGGGAAGACUCAUUGGUGAAUGGUUUCUUCUAUUUUUUUGUAAUUUCUCUGUAAUGUUUGAACUGCCUGGGCCCUGGACCGGAUGUGAUUAUGCAGUUACUUGCACCUGGUAAUAAUUUAACUGGCCACACUUUGGUUAUUCUGUCUUCGUCAUGUGGAGACUUUUGACCUAAUCCUUAUGAGUGCAUUCGAUUAGUGGAAUGCUGAUUAAUUUAGUGGCAUUGUUCCAUUUCUCUUGUGUAUGUGGUGCCUUUCUAACCUCCCUUCACUGAGUCUGCUUAUUAACUGGUUAUGAGAUAAUUUGCUUGCAUCCUUUUAUUCUUUUUUGGUACAUUUGAGAGAUUAAAACAGAGGUAAAUUU
Messenger RNA from Rubroshorea leprosula, 687 nucleotides. Lineage: Eukaryota; Viridiplantae; Streptophyta; Magnoliopsida; Malvales; Dipterocarpaceae. The record is from the annotation of a GenBank genome assembly.